Messenger RNA from Westerdykella ornata, 891 nucleotides. RefSeq lists its product as uncharacterized. The record is from RefSeq and is a predicted model, not a curated record. The coding region runs from base 1 to 891 and encodes 296 amino acids. NCBI's taxonomy places the organism in Eukaryota, Fungi, Ascomycota, Dothideomycetes, Pleosporales, Sporormiaceae. The transcript is spliced from 3 exons.
AUGUGUGACACCAUCUUCGCAUUUGGUCAAAGAGGUGGCCACUUUCUUCAAUGUCCUUCAAAACGUGACCAUUCUCGCCUGCCGAAGAGACUUCAGAUUCUGCUCAGUUCGAAACAAGUGGGAGAGGUGCAUCACGUGACGUUGGGAUAUCAGAGCAGCUUUCUCAUAACGUAUCGAGACAAACAGGGGGUGGAUCAUAUAGCUUCCGAGAACCUCCCCACUGAGCUACACGACUUCCUCUAUGCCAAAAAUGAGAAAAAUAUCUACCUCCGCUCGAUACCAAAUCUUCGCCUCACUCUGGGGCCUUACAAUGCAUCCUUCUUUGCUGGUGAUGGUUCAUCUUACCUCUGGAUGAACCUUCCUCCCCUUCUCCUAGAGAAACUGCAAUCAAGGAUUCAGAACGGUGCCUUUACGGACCAACCUCGCAUCGUCGCUCUCGGCGCGGACAACGACUUCCUCCUCAUCACCGAAAAGGACGCAGCAAUCUGGGAUCUAGGAAACUACCGCAUGCUAUCCCAAAUGCUGGAUUAUGCACGUAGGCAAGACCGUGGCAUUGAGGAAGUUGUGAACGUGACACUUCACCCAUACCGGUAUGGCGGCUUCGUGGCGCAAUCGCGAAAUGGCACCUUGAUGUACGAUAAUAUGCCUCAGUGGACCAUGGAUGGGAUAGAAGGUAUGAAAGACGCCAUUGUGCGAGAUUCUCGUGAAACAGUCGUGAAGAGGCGGCAGAGGGAUUCGCAGCGACGAGCACACGAAUUUGCAUCCAGGGCGAGGGAGUGGGAAGAUAGAAUGGACACUUUUGAAAGGACGGCGAAUGCGAAUAGGUGGAAAUUGAGCUUGAGCUUGAACAUUGGGCCCGCGGGUAUUGGGUUUCGAAAGGUGUUCGGUUGA